AUGUCCUCGGCAUUCGAAACAUUCAAGCCAGCGUUCACUGAGCCGCCCGGUACCAAUUUAGCUGGCAUCCCCAUCAAGGGACUGAAGCUUCCAUCUCCUUGGGUUUCCUACGGCCUACCUUACCACAUAUCAUGUGCAAAGCACAUAAGAGAUGAUUUCAACGCGUCAAGAGUAUACAUCAUCGCGUCCCGCUCGCUAUCCAGAGAUACCGACGAAAUUGAAAAGUUGAUCCGCACGAUUGGAGAUACAAGCAUAGUAGGAAUACGCAAGGGUUUGACACCACAUACGCCGUGGUCUGAGGUCCUGUCGAUAGCAGACGAGUGUCGUAAGGCGGAUGUGGAUUGCGUGGUUACACUCGGCGCUGGCAGUCUCACGGAUGGAGCGAAGCUUGUUGUGCUUUGCUUAGCAAACAACAUCUCUUCCGCGACACAACUAGCCCGCUACUCCGUAGAAAGCACCUCCAUCCCCUCAGAAGUGAGACAACCCACCGUCCCUCUGAUAACCAUUCCAACCAGCCUCUCCGGCGGCGAGUACUUCUCCCUCGCCGGCGGCACAGAAGACUCCACCAACCACAAACAUGGCUUCCUGCAUUCGGGCAUGGGCUCGAAGCUCAUCAUCCUAGACCCAGAACUGUGUCUCACGACACCAGAGUACCACUGGCUCAGCACGGGUGUUCGAUCUGUGGACCAUUGCGUGGAAGCGCUAUGCUGUACUUCGGCGACAGCGGCGUCGGAUGAGAAGGCGGAGAAGGGACUACGACUUCUGGUGCCCAGUCUGCUGAGAUGUAAAGCAGAGCCGAGAGAUGUGGAGGCCAGGCAUCGCUGUCAGAUGGCUGUGAAUUACGCGAUGGAUAAUGUGAGGGCUGGUAUCCCGCUUGGAGGAAGUCAUGCGAUUGGGCAUCAGCUAGGACCUCUCGGUGUACCGCAUGGUGUAACGAGCUGCAUUAUGCUCCCGGCUGUCAUGAAGUACAACUUGAAGCACGGCUCUUCCAAUCCGAAGAUUGGGCCUCGCCAAGAAACCAUCAAGCAGAUGUUAUGGUCCGAGACCGAAGUCGCUAGCGCUCUGACGUCUGCUGGGUUGGAAGAAGGCUCAGCUGAUCUGGGAGAUUUGCUAGAUGCUAUCAUCCGCACACUCGGCUUACCCAGAACGCUGCGAGAGCUGGGAGUAUCAAGAGACCUCAUUCCUGCGCUGUCAGAAAGAGCUUUAGAUGACUUCUGGGCGCCAACGAACCCGAUUCCAUUGAUUGAAGCGGUACAAGUACAGGAGAUUUUGGAGGCUGUCGCGUAGCUCGUAAGGUUCACAUCUCGUUUUUCUUUGCAGGGGACUUGCGGUGUGUUCUCACUUCAUGGACAGCGCGA
Paraphaeosphaeria sporulosa is the source of this 1358-nucleotide messenger RNA. Its product is annotated as putative Fe-containing alcohol dehydrogenase. Gene Ontology annotation, molecular function: alcohol dehydrogenase (NAD+) activity; metal ion binding. The transcript is spliced from 4 exons. The record is from RefSeq and is a predicted model, not a curated record. Gene Ontology annotation, cellular component: mitochondrion. NCBI's taxonomy places the organism in Eukaryota, Fungi, Ascomycota, Dothideomycetes, Pleosporales, Didymosphaeriaceae. Bases 1 to 1287 code for a protein of 428 amino acids.